GGCAUUCCAUGAGCUAAUGAGCUAACCAGUUAGUUUGUCUGUGAUACAUUUGGGGUCUGGACAGCAUUUGCCUCGUAAAACGACUUUUUUGUAGGUUAUUAGUUUCAAGUGUUGAUGUUUUCCAGGAUUAUAUUUAUAGUCAUUAGCAAGCUAUUAGUUAAUUAGGAAGGGUACUGAAACAUGUCUGCCAUUAGCAUCUCUGAGCUUCAUCCCCACAUUGUUCAGCCUAAAGUGGUUGGCAUCAUCAUAGGAAAAUCUGACACAAGGAGCUUCCCGGACCGAAAAAAUGUUGGUAUGGAGAGAUUCACUUUUGGCUUCACCAUCAAGGACUCUCCUGACUUCUUCAUCAAUGUGACGGCUUGGGGAAAUGAUGGGUACAUCAAUGGGCUCUAUGGGAGUUUCAGCAUCGGAGAUUGUGUCACUAUUGAAAAUCCUUUAGUGGGCACCAAAGACCCAGAAAAAGAUGACAGAUUCUGUCCAACAACACCAACUCCCUACAGGCUGAUGGUGACAGAGGUUCACUCCCAGGUGAAUCUGUGUGCAGACAUGGACACUACAGAUAGCCUGCUGCCUCUGAUCCACCUGCCAGUUAAGGACUCCAGAGAUUUCUACACUCUGGGAGACAUAGUGGCCAACGGACAGAGUCUGGAAGGAUCAUUUAUAAACAUACUUGCUGCUGCGAAAUCAAUUGGGGAGACUAAACUGUUCAGGACAUCCGAUGGACGCCAAGGACAAAGGCUGGAAGUGAAGCUUUUUGAUGAUUUGGUUUCCUCUUUUCCACUCAUCUGUUGGGACAGAGAAGCUAUUCAUCUUAUCCAGACUUCUGUAACCAAAGGGACUGUGCUCUUCCUAGCCGAUACAAAGAUUACCUUUGACAGCUUCCGCAAAGGAAUGAAGGCAUCUGUCAACUCCAAAACGAUUAUCACCGUCAAUCCUGACACCCGGGAGGCCAGUCUGCUUUACAGCCAUGCUAAAGAGAUGGUGGAAUCCGGGGCUCUAGAAAUCGACAAGUCAGAGGAUAUGCCAGUGGAGUCUAUCACUGACGUGUACACGGUUAGUCAACUGAAGGAGAAAUCACAGGAAACUGUUGAGAUAUUCUUUGGCAUCACAUUCAGCUUCAUCUCCAUGCUUGACCUGGACUCUUCCGUUUCAAAAGUCAUCAAGACACGCUGCUCCAGAUGUAAAUUCCAGGCGCCUGAGGGCCUGCAGUGUUGCACUAACCAGUUGUGUCCGGGGAGGGGUCAAGUCUUUUCAGCCAACACAGGCUUUGACCUGCUGGUGGACCUCACAGACCACACGGCUACCCUGCAUGCCUGCAGCCUCAGAAGCCCUGUGGCUGAGAUAACAUUUGGCUGCACUACAGAAGAGUUUACCCGUUUGACCGACGAUGAGCGCACUGCAAUGAAGUGGAAGUUUCUUUUGGAGAGAUGCAAAACAUAUGUGAAGAUCCUACCGUCCACUAAGACAAAGAGUGGGGUCAGAGCGUUUGUCCUGGCCUGCUCACUGGCUGACCCGGGUGAGGCAAAGCAGCACAUGUUGGCGCUACUGCAGCAACCCUGAGCAACACAUUUAUAGUUAUUGUUGACCCUUUUCAUCAGUUAUUACAGUAACUAUUAGUAAACAGUAACAAUGGGUGUUGAGACUUUGUGUUUAAAUGCUUGAAAUGUUCUACUGUAUUUGUUUAUGUUUAUUCAUUGUUUUACAUUUCACCUGUUAAAUUGCCUGUUCAACCUGUUUUACAGUGAAGUUGCAUUCAUUAUUCAUA
This is a messenger RNA of Nerophis ophidion (straightnose pipefish), 1765 nucleotides long. RefSeq names its product meiosis specific with OB-fold (gene meiob). Gene Ontology annotation, biological process: resolution of meiotic recombination intermediates. Bases 181 to 1560 code for a protein of 459 amino acids. The transcript is spliced from 13 exons. Gene Ontology annotation, molecular function: single-stranded DNA 3'-5' DNA exonuclease activity; single-stranded DNA binding. The record is from RefSeq and is a predicted model, not a curated record. Lineage: Eukaryota; Metazoa; Chordata; Actinopteri; Syngnathiformes; Syngnathidae.